AUGGUGCAUAACAUGGACGAAGCACACAAAAGACCCAAGGGUAUCCUGAAGAACCCUAGCUCUCAGAACAUUCAAACAAUACCUGAAUCUUUUGCCCCGCGCGCUCCCUCUACAGAGCCCAUGGAUACGAAGGAGCUCACCCUGCAAAAUACCCUACAGAACGCUGGGCGCCGCCGCUCCUCAUCCACCACACACCCUGGGACCGCGUCACGACGCCAAUCGGUGGCUAGUGUCCAACAUGACGAGAAUUCGCCACGGUUGAAAUGGGACGAGGCAAAUCUUUACCUGACUGAACAGGAGAAAACCGCAAAGAUGAAGAUCGACGAACCCAAAACACCGUAUGCGCCACACUAUGAUCCAAGCCAGGACGAAGAAGAAAUGGAGCUUGCAGAAGCUGAAGACAGCUUAAUUGAUGCGCAAGGGGUGGUCGUGGACGAACUUGACAAGACGACCAAAAAUGCUCGGAAAACAGUCGCUGAAGAUGAGAUUCCCGAUCUCGAGCUAGGAGAGCCGGAGGGGUCGAUCCCUGACAGUGCUGGAGCCCAGGACGGCGAUCGUAUCGUACGCGCGCGGAGUCUAAGCAAUGAAUCGCACCGGAGCGACAAACAUGUGGUGAUGGGGACCAACGAGCCCAAUGGCGGGGCUGCCACAGAUGCGGACCACUUGUUGAGUCCCGAAGAGGCCCAGGAGAAGCAUCGCCAAUUUGAACAGCAGAGGAAGAAGCAUUACGAGAUGCGGAAUAUCAAAGAACUUCUUGCCCAUUCCGUAGAUCUAGAGGAAAUGGACGAGGAUGAAGAUGUAGGUGCGAGCAAGAACUCUACCCCUGCUGUUCCACCGCCGAUGCCCCAGAUUCCCCAAGAGUUCUUGAGGGGAGGAAAGUAG
Messenger RNA from Aspergillus bombycis, 882 nucleotides. RefSeq names its product PP1-complex regulatory subunit GLC8. The transcript has 2 exons. Gene Ontology annotation, biological process: regulation of signal transduction. Gene Ontology annotation, molecular function: protein phosphatase inhibitor activity. The record is from RefSeq and is a predicted model, not a curated record. The coding region runs from base 1 to 882 and encodes 293 amino acids. NCBI's taxonomy places the organism in Eukaryota, Fungi, Ascomycota, Eurotiomycetes, Eurotiales, Aspergillaceae.